AUGUCUGAAACCAUUCGACAGUCUAGAGAUGAGCUAAUACAAUCUUUGCAUGUUGGAAUGUCAGACUUUUCAGUUGUUGACAAAACAAUACAAGUGAUCCAAUUCUUCGAAGUCGACCCCCUUAUGCUGGAAAGGGAGCUGCCUGCACUAAUAUCAAAACUAUCAUCGCAUUAUCUUUCUGCAGAAGAAGAUACCCAACUUAAGAUAUCGCGAAUCUACUAUCAAUUUGCUAAGAUCUUUCUAAACAGAAGAGUACGAGUACACAUCCCGGUUAAUAUCUAUGAUCUCAAACCGGUUUUACAAUUACUGACAAGAAAGGAUAACUGGUACUGCGAAUACUUCUUGAUGUCGUGGCUCACCAUGCUAGUUAUGUCACCAUUUAAGUUUGAUAAUGAUACCGAUAUCAUGAAAGCGGUAGCUAAGUUUGAUAAUGUGGCAUUGAUCAAACCAUUGCAAUCAAUGGUGAAAGCAGAACUGUGGUCAAGAAAUGAAAGGCUUUAUGUAUUACCAGAUGAUUUAAUGCAAAUGGAUAUCAUUGAUCUUAAUUAUUUCUUGAAGAUGUUGAAACAUAAAUCGAAAUACCCUUUCACUACUGAACAAUUGACAGGAAUGACGGAACAUAUCACGUCUUUGACCUCCUUUAAUAACGAAUUAGAAGGUCUCUAUUUAUUAAAACUUCUUCCAAAGCUAACUAUCUUGUUGGCAGACUCAGAAGAGACCUGGCAAUGUAUUUAUGAUAUCAUAUUUUGGUUAACUUCAUCAAUAAAUCUAUCCUUCACAGAUCUUAGGUUUAAAUUGGCCAAAACUGUCUCUAAAAUAGUCCUUUUCAUAUCUAACUCAAAUCCAACAUCUGCAGAAAUGAUAGUUGAAGACUGCGUUGAAGAUACGGAAAAAAUGAUACAGACUAACACAAAUGAUUCUAUGGAUGCUGAACGAUUGCAUACGCUUUUAUUAGUGCUCGCAGAGUUUUGUCGGAACAAGCUAUUGACCGUAAGUCAAAUCGAGGCAUUUACAUCUAAUAUACUCCCAACUGUUAGCAAAUUUCAACAAAAGAGAAUGAUGAGUACUCAAGGACAUCAAAUUAGGGACGCAGGCAACUUUUUCUGUUGGAGUUUAUCAAGAGAUUAUACAAAUAUCCCGUUACCUUGUUUAGAGGAAAUGUUUUUAAGCUUGCUAUUUACGGCUAAUUUCGAUCACUCUCCUCUAAUUAGAAAAUCUGCAAUGGCUGCCUUACAGGAAUGUUUGGGAAGGCAAGGAAAUAAAUUCUUAGAUAAUGUGGUUGUGGUCAGACUUGUAGAAAUUCAUCUAGGACAAUUAUCGAACGCAAGGCUUCUGUACCAACUUUUCAAGGACAAGUACUCUCAAUAUUGUGAGAAAAUGGUGGAGUGGCUCGUGUUAUUCACAAUAGGCAAAGAUUAUGAAUUUCAAUUGGUAAAGUCAACUACAGAUCUUCUUUCAACUAUGAUAUCAGAGUUUAAAGACGAUGAAUUCAAUAAAUUAGUCAAUAAAUUCAACUUAAAAUUGGCCGAGUUAGGAUUGCGGAAUCGCGAUACAGACAUAUGUGCAAGAUCUUCCUAUUUGAAUUUCAAAAUUGGAUGUCAAACGUUAACAAUUCAAAAAGAUAUUCUUGACGUAUUACAUAAAUACAGUAUUCCAAAGGUUUGGAACGAACAGGUAUCUUUCCAAGCCCUUUCUGAGCUAUAUGGUUUACUAUCACUGGCAAAAAGAGGCCAUCCCCUUUCAAAAGAUCUAGCAGAAAGAGUGUUCAUGAUAGUAAGGAACGUGAAAUCUAAUGAUUAUAACCACCAAGAUAUAUCCAAUCUAUUCAAUGAACUAGUGUUCCAUAUCUCCAAACACGAUGAAUGCUUUUUAGAUGAUGAGACAAAGCAAUUCUUUUGGAAGACGUUUGAUAAUCUUUUCAAAUUUGAACAGCCUCUUGUCUGUUCUGCAGCACCAUUCUUGUACGAACACCAAUUCAUUUCCCUCUUCUAUGAUGUUGUACCGAAAAUUUCGUGUGAAUUCAAAGGUAAAAUGAUUAAUUCACUCUCGGAGGCCCUUCCAUCUUAUGAAAUUAACGACGAUUUAAAACAGUUUUUAAAAGAUGUUCUAUUAUUCUUGGAAGAUUAUACCACAACAAACCAGGGAGAUGUCGGAAGAAUUACGAGACUUUCCACCAUAAAUUUAAUUGCCAAGCAUAUGGAGUUGUUCCAGGAUGCAGCUUUCAGCGAAAUUCUCCAGGUCAAUUUGCUAAGAUUAAUGGGAGAACCUGCUACAGAAUUGAGAGAAAAGUCAUUUGAAUUACUGUGUAGGUUUGAAAAUGUCCAUUUCCCAGAUAUGCCCUUUGAUUCUAAAAUUAUUGCGCUGUAUCAUAACUUCUACAAAUGGAACAGGGAGUUUUGGAAAGGAUAUUUCUUUUCUGCAGGCGCUAUACACUCGACAGAUAAACAAAUUUCAUCAGCUGUUGAUCAAUUGAUGGCUUACUAUAUAACUCUUGAUGAAGAGGAAAGAUUAAGAACUGUCAAUGAAUUUGUUCGUAUAAUUCCUUCUGCUAGUGAAUUAAAGGAACUCCAGGAAAAUAACUCCAAAAAGAAUCUAGUGGGUGCCAUACGAAAGGAUGGAACAAAAACCAUAUUGACAUUUAUGAAUGGCUGGUGUAGACUGUUAGAAUCUGGACUGGAGUUACCUAAUGAUUUCUCCAGUGGGGGAUUUUUCGCCCGGGUUUACAAUUUACAGCUAGCUGCUAAAUCUGUUUCAAUAACCACAUAUUCUUUCAAACUUCUUACAUCACUAGUUUGCAAUCAACUGUUGAAUGAGACACAAGCUUCUAAACAGUUAGCUAACAGUUUGAUAGGUAUUUUCUUAAAGGGUUUUACUAAAAUGAAGCACAAAACCACUUUUUCAAAUACCCAAAAGGUUGCUUUAGAGUUACUUAUCCAGAUUUACAUGUGUUCUAAUAAAACAGAGAGUAUUGCUUUGUUGAAGGAUAACUCCGAAUCACCACAGCAGUUGUGCACUCUAGACCACACUUUGCUCUUUCUCUAA
Kluyveromyces marxianus DMKU3-1042 is the source of this 3042-nucleotide messenger RNA. RefSeq names its product Cin1p (gene CIN1). The transcript has a single exon. Gene Ontology annotation, molecular function: GTPase activator activity; beta-tubulin binding. Gene Ontology annotation, biological process: microtubule cytoskeleton organization; tubulin complex assembly; post-chaperonin tubulin folding pathway. Lineage: Eukaryota; Fungi; Ascomycota; Saccharomycetes; Saccharomycetales; Saccharomycetaceae. The coding region runs from base 1 to 3042 and encodes 1013 amino acids. The record is from RefSeq and is a predicted model, not a curated record.